Mauremys reevesii (Reeves's turtle) is the source of this 2879-nucleotide messenger RNA. Its product is annotated as gamma-aminobutyric acid receptor subunit pi-like. The transcript has 11 exons. Bases 915 to 2237 code for a protein of 440 amino acids. The record is from RefSeq and is a predicted model, not a curated record. Gene Ontology annotation, biological process: monoatomic ion transmembrane transport; regulation of membrane potential; signal transduction. Lineage: Eukaryota; Metazoa; Chordata; Testudines; Geoemydidae. Gene Ontology annotation, molecular function: neurotransmitter receptor activity; GABA-A receptor activity; extracellular ligand-gated monoatomic ion channel activity. Gene Ontology annotation, cellular component: neuron projection; membrane; GABA-A receptor complex.
CCCCAAAACUAGAUUUCAUGGACCACACAGGGUACAUGUGGCUAAAGCCAUGAACAAGGAAUGGUCACUUUGUUCAGAUUAACUGAACUCUUAUUGAUGGCUCUAGCUGUGCACAGAUGUGGGACACACACACAGUGCAAAGGGGCUGUUGGUCAGGGAGGGACUUUGUGCUUAAUGGCAGAAACGCCCCCUCCUCCCGCCCCCAUCCUUCAGCCGGACAAUUAGGACUCCCCCCAGUCCCUUUAAUCACCACAAGCAUGUCUCCGAGUGCUUAGCCGGGCUCAGGGUGUAGUGGCAGGUCAAUGAAUCAAGUCUCUCUCCGGCCGCGGGCAGCAGCUUCACUCUAUCACUUCGGCGUUGUCAGUAAGAGGCAGGGAGGACAAUCCGACGGGGAGGAGAAUCUAGCACUGCACGCGCAAUUUUAUCCCGAGCCCGGACUUCCCUUCUCCAGCCAUUCACACCGCUUCUCUCCUGUCUCCAACAAAUCCAGGCUCCCUCCAAAUCCCCCGACUGUUCCUGCAGUAGAGAUGGGUCGCAGCAGAUGGAAGCUGUGUACUCAGACCAUGAGCCCCCGCCCCCUCUCCCAUGCCUUUCCCGUAGCCAUCUCCAUCUCCCUCUCUCCCCAAACACGCUCAGUAAGGCGCUCGUGAGUCAGGCACACUAACCCGAUGCACUACUCCAGCAAAGAGCAUCCAUGAUCCCUGAUCCCUGAACUGAUCCUAGGGCUGCAAAGCCGGAUUAGAGGUGACCAGCAGGCAGCAUUAUCUUCUCUCCCUCCAGCACAAAGGAAGAACUAUGUGCAAAAUCUUUUUCAUAUAGAUAAAGACUCAAAAUAGAAAAGCAUAAUAACAAAUACAGGAGAAAAUAUCCCAUAGUAUGGGGAAAUACAAGAACUCUUGAAGCCAUCUCUGACAAUGUGCACUCUUUUCGGGUGUUCCAAAGCCCUGUUUCUAGUGAUGUUUUGCAGGUUAAUGAAAACGUCCACAGCUGAAGGAAAAGGUGAAAUUCUUCCUCCAACUAUACAGAAAAUAAUGAAGGGAUACAACAAGUACCUACGUCCAUUUUUUGAUAACGGUCCUGUCUCAGUAGGAAUGAGUAUGGAUAUAGCAAGCAUUGAUACAAUAUCAGAAAUAAACAUGGAUUACACAGCUACCAUAUUUCUUAGACAACGAUGGACUGAUGAACGACUUUGUUUUGAGGGUAAUAAGAGUUUAAGUUUAGAUGGUCGUCUCGUAGAAAUGCUUUGGGUACCAGACACCUUCAUAGUAGACUCAAAGAAAUCUUUUCUUCAUGAUAUCACUGUUGAAAAUCGUCUAAUAAGAAUAUAUCCCAAUGGAACAGUCCUUUAUGCCAUACGGAUAACUGCAACUGUUGCAUGUAGUAUGGAUUUGACCAAAUACCCUAUGGACAAGCAGACAUGUACCUUGCAACUGGAAAGCUGGGGCUAUAAUAUCAAUGAUGUACAGUUUUACUGGACCAGAGGAAAUGAUUCAGUUCGAGGCUUGGAGACACUCCGGUUGGCACAAUAUACAGUAGAAGAUCAUUUUACUUCAGUAUCUGAAGCAGUCUAUGAAACAGGACGCUAUCCAAAGUUAAUAUUCCAUUUUGAGCUCAAGAGGAACAUCUUGUAUUUCAUACUAGAGACAUAUGUACCAUCCAUCUUGCUAGUUGUACUCUCCUGGGUAUCAUUCUGGAUAAGCCAAUCAUCAGUUCCAGCCAGAAUCUGCAUAGGUGUCACAACAGUGCUUACCAUGACAACUCUCAUGAUGGGAGCCAGGACUUCACUUCCUAAUGCUAAUUGCUUCAUAAAGGCAAUUGAUGUAUACCUUGGUAUUUGUUUUAGUUUCAUCUUUGGGGCUUUGUUGGAGUAUGCUGUGGCUCAUUUCUGCACUCUUCAUCGUUCCAAUUUGAGGGUACUCACAAAGGAUGAGGAUGAAGAGGUUGAAGAAGAGAUUAAUGGAGUACUGGCAACAAUUGCAAACAGUUGUAAUGUCUCUGACAAGAUUAACAAGGUUGAUUCAAAGAAAAACAUCAAUACCAGCAGUAACAGAAAAGACGAGAAAAGUAAACACAGUGGGUGUAGUUCACCAAUGACAGUGAUGAAAAGACUCUUCUGUAUCUCUGACUGUUUCUAUGUUAAAAACCCAUACCACAUAGACAACUAUGCCAGACUCUCUUUCCCAUUAUCAUUUAUCAUAAUAAAUGUAUUUUACUGGGUAUAUUAUUUGUAUUUCUAAGUAUUUUAAGCUAUAAAACUGUCAUGUAAAUUAAGGUAAGACAUAAUGAGUACAGUUGGGAAAGUUGCAUUGGUUUUGUCAGAGUAACAUUUUUAUUUUACGAUGCAGUAUGGCUAGGGCCCUACCAAAUUCAUGGCUGUGAAAAAUGCAUCACAGACCAUGAACUCUGAUCUCCUCCAUGAAAUCUGGCUGUUGUAGGAGAGGAGCAGAGCUGAGGGCACCCCAAGUUGGGGGCUCCUACCAUGUGCUGGGUUCCAGCUGCUAGUCCUGGCCUAGGCUGGGGAAGGACGGGACUGGACUUCUUCCCCGUCAGGGGCUGCUCCUGGAGGCAGUCAGAUCCAUCUCUGGGAAUGUCCCCCAGCUGCAGGAAACUCCACAACUGCUGGCUGUGAGCCUAGCUCUGAAGGCAGUGCAGAAGGGAGAAUGCUCUCAGCCCCUGACCCGGGCGGAGAGGCUGGGGCCCCAGCUGUCAACCCCAGACCUGGGCAGAGAAGCUGCUAGGAAAACCCAAACAUAUAGUAACCAACCCUCCAUAUCCUGCAACCCUCACUUCUGCGCUGCUGUUGGUCAGGGGCGGCUCUAGUAAUCCGGCCGCCCCAAGCAGGGUGGCAUGCCGCAGGGGGCGUGCUGCCGGGCGCCGGU